UCCUCCCCACCUUCCUCCUCUCUUGGCUCACGUCUUCUAUUAAAAUCUAAUUUCCCCAAAUUCCAAUUCCAAAAUCCUCAGAUCCACCGGCAAACAUGUCAUCCCCACCCGUACUUCCGAUCUCAAACGUCGAAUCCCAAUCGCAAUCCCAAUCCCAAGCCCCGAUCGCCACCCCAGCCUUCCGCUCCUUCAUAAACCACAUCUCCGAAUCGGUCCGCCAAGGCCUCGCCCAGCGCCGUCCCUGGACGGAGCUCGCCGACCGAUCCGCCUUCUCCAAGCCCGAUUCCUUCUCCGAGGCCGCCCUCCGCGUGCGGAAGAACUACUCCUACUUCCGCGUCAACUACCUCACCGCCAUCGCUCUCGUCCUCGCCUUCUCGCUCUUCUCUCACCCGAUGUCGCUGCUCGUUCUCCUCGGCCUCCUCUCCGCCUGGCUCUUCCUCUACCUCUUCCGCCCUUCCGACCAGCCCCUCGUCCUUUUCGGCCGCACCUUCUCCGACAAGGAGACCCUCGGGAUCUUGAUUGUCACCAGUUUGUUUGUCGUCUUCCUCACCACCGUUGGAUCGCUCCUCAUCUCGGCUCUCCUAGUCGGCGUAGCCGUCGUCUGCGUCCACGGCGCUUUUAGGGUUCCGGAGGACCUCUUCCUCGACGAGCAGGAGAGUUCCGCCUCCACCGGUUUCCUCUCCUUCCUCGGAGGCGCUGCCUCCAAUGCCGCCGCAGCCGCCGCUCCCGUAGUCGCCGCCGCACGCGCCUGAUUCGAUGGAUCAAUUGAAAGUUUAGCGUUCGGUACACAAAUAAAUAUGAAAUUGAUUUUUUUUUUUUCCCACAAUUUUCUUAUAUAUUAUGGAUCUAUGAUCUUUGAUUCAAUUUUAGAUAGAAUGUGAAACUUCUGGCUAUGGAUCUAUAAGUUCUGUAUUUUCUGAAUUGAUUUAAUGUGAUACCAAUUUGUUGAUUCA
This is a messenger RNA of Corylus avellana, 953 nucleotides long. RefSeq names its product prenylated RAB acceptor 1.B4 (gene PRA1.B4). Gene Ontology annotation, biological process: vesicle-mediated transport. Lineage: Eukaryota; Viridiplantae; Streptophyta; Magnoliopsida; Fagales; Betulaceae. Gene Ontology annotation, cellular component: Golgi apparatus; endoplasmic reticulum. The record is from RefSeq and is a predicted model, not a curated record.